CUAUUUCCUAUUGUUUAUAUGGCAGACCAACAGACACAAGUGGAUAACAAUGCUAUCCAGGAAAACCAAUUUGUUAUUAUAGAAAUGCCAAGUGGCAAUGCUAAAAUUGUGAAUUUAAAACCAAACACUAAUGUAAGUUUAGGUAAAUUUGGUACAUUCAAGUCAGAUUAUCUUAUUGGUAAACCAUGGGGUUUAUCAUAUGAGAUUAUCGGUAAAAAAGGUGAAAUUCAGCCUGUGCGUCAUGUAUCCAAGCAUGAAAGUAUUGAGGAAACCGAUGCCAAUAAUCAAACCAUCAUUGACAAUGGCUCAGUGCAGAAAUUAUCGCAGGAAGAAGUCCUCAAGUUAAAAGAAAAGGGACUAAAGGGUGAACUAGCAACCGAGGAAAUUAUCAAGAUGAUGGUUGAUUCUCACUCUGAAUUUGAAAAGAAAACUGAAUACUCUAAAGCCAAAUAUAUUGCGCGCAAAAAGAAGAAGUUCAUGAAAGUUUUUACACCUAUUCGUCCUACACUCAACUCGAUUACGGAUUACUUUUUCACCAAGAAUCCAGACAAGAUCAAGAAUCUUCGUAUUGAUACACUUUCUCAGCUUUUGAGUUUAGGAAAUAUCCAUGCUAACUCAAAAUUGCUUGUGAUUGACGAUACACAGGGUCUCAUUGUGUCUUCUCUUCUUGAGCGUAUGGGUGGAUUUGGUCAACUUGUUGCUCUUCAUGAAGGUGAUUUCCACAACUAUGAUAUUUUACGUUACAUGAAUUUCCCCAAGAAUAUUCAGAAUAUUUUACACACUGUUCCAUUUGCUUUAGUUGAUCCAUCUAUUCCAGAAGAAACCUUUGAGGCAUUAUCCGACGAAGCCUUUGCUGCGCUAGGUACAGAUCAAAAAAGAGCUUAUAUUCGACGAAAAACAUCUUGGGAAUACAAAGUCAACUCAAGGAAGCUUUUGUAUGAAGGCAAUUUUGACGGCUUAAUUAUAUCUUCCAGCUACCAACCAGAAACGAUUCUCAAGGAACUCAGUCAAUAUCUUUCUGGAUCUCGACCUGUGGUUGUGUAUAGUUUUAGUAAAGAAGUCUUAUUGACAGCAGCUUAUUGGAUGCGUAGAAGCAAAGAUUUCUUAAAUGCUGAUAUUACAGAAAGCAGUUUACGUGAAUAUCAAGUCUUGCCCGGGCGUAUGCAUCCUCAUAUGAUGAUGAGUUGUGGUGGUGGUUAUCUUUUGUCUGGUCUUCGUGUCAUUGAUUGUCCUUAUGAUCCUUCACUCAAAAGAACAGAUAGUAAUGAUAGACGUACCAAGAAGAAGAAGAUAACUGUGCAAGAACAAGUCACAGUAAACGAUCAAGAGGAACAAAGCAAGGAAUGAGACAAAGUUUGUAAAACGGCCACAUGUAAUUGCCCUUAAAACAAGCACUUUUUCGCCCUCCGCAUAGAAAAAAAGUGACGAUGAAUUUAUCGGUUGUCAAAAUAAAAGUUUUCGUUCUCUCCCCCUU
Messenger RNA from Gilbertella persicaria, 1474 nucleotides. RefSeq names its product Gcd10p family-domain-containing protein. Gene Ontology annotation, biological process: tRNA methylation. The transcript is spliced from 4 exons. Gene Ontology annotation, cellular component: nucleus; tRNA (m1A) methyltransferase complex. Bases 19 to 1347 code for a protein of 442 amino acids. NCBI's taxonomy places the organism in Eukaryota, Fungi, Mucoromycota, Mucoromycetes, Mucorales, Choanephoraceae. The record is from RefSeq and is a predicted model, not a curated record.